AUGGUGUCUUUGCACCCUCUUGACCCAGCUACUCCGUGGGAGAUUCAGCGGGCGACCGACCUAGUCAAGAAAGCUUACGAAGGUACGGAAAUUCACUUCAAAGCAGCUGGUCUAGAGGAGCCUCCAAAAAGAAUUUUGGUGCCUUUCCUUGAUGCUGAACGCAACAAACACCCUCUUCCACUUAUUUCACGCUAUAUAUCUCUCAUCUGGUAUAUCAAACGCACACCUCGGCUGUUUGAGGCGAUAGUGGAUGUGACCAAUAACCAGUUUAUUCACCAUGCUGAAUUGCCUCGGGACUUUGAUGGACCGGUGGACCGUUUAGAAAUGAAUGAAGCAGCCCAGGUGGUCAUGGCAGACUCUCGGGUGAAGGAAGAGAUUAAACGGUUGAAGAUCGAUGAUACCACAGUGGUCCUUGAUCCAUGGCACUAUGGUGUAGACGGCGAGGAAACCCAGAGAAGACGCACCCAGGUAGAACAGCAUCUUGUGAAAUCGGUCGGAAUGUGCUUCGAAAAUAUCACCCGCCUUCCCUUGGGGUCUGAUCAAACCGCCACGCCUAUUGGCUCGCCUGUACCUCAUCGCCGAACUGACCCUUAUGAAGCUGAGUAUGACCAUCGCAUGCAAGAGAAAGCCCCCAGGACAACCAUGAAACCCUACCAAGUUAUUCAGCCUGAGGGGGCUUCCUUCACAUGGCGAUUCCGUGGAUGGCCUUGCAUGAUAUCCUUCGAUGGGAAGAGUGCAUUUUACAGGCUGUCUCUUUCUGAGAUGUUUGUUCCUUACGGGGAUCCACGAAACCCUAUAUAUCGUAAAGGCGCAUUCGACUUGGGAAACGUUGGUGCUGGAGUGACGGCAAAUAACCUGCAGCUUGGUUGUGAUUGCCUUGGCAUGAUAAAGUAUAUCGAUGGCUGUGUCGUUGCGCAAGACGGAAGCUCAGCACCAAGGCCGAACGUUAUCUGCAUUCACGAGAUCGACAAUGGAAUACAGUGGAAACAUACUAAUCACCGAACAGGCAAGGCUGUGGUAGUUCGCAAGCGGCAACUUGUCCUUCAGACUAUCAUCACAGUGGCUAACUAUGAAUACAUUUUCAUGUGGUACUUCGAUCAAUCUGGUGAGUUGACAUUCGAGACUCGCGCCACUGACAUCUUCUCUACACAACCCAUCAACAAAGAUGUCAAGGUCCCAUGGGGAGCACGAGUGGCCGAUGGUGUAAUGGCUCUGUAUCAUCAACAUCUAUUUGAUUUACGCAUCGAUCCUGCCGUGGGAGGAGAGCGCAACAGUUUUGCGUUGACUGACAGCGUACCCAUGCCCUGGGAUGAGAUUAUCAAUCCUUUAGGCACAGGGUACAUCACCGAGCAGACUAUCCUAAACCGCGCUGGUCCUGUAGGAGAUGACAUAUCUAAGGGAAGGGUCUUCAAAAUCCUGAACGAGAAUGUUGAGAACCCUGUGUCCUUGACACCCAUUGGUUAUAAACUAGUUCCUCAUCGAUCUCAGAUGUUACUUGCGCAACCGGGCUCAUGGCACUGGAGCCGUUCUGAGUUCUGUGAGAGCCCGAUCUGGGUCACCAAGUAUAACGAUCGCCAGCUCUUCCCCGCAGGAAACUACACAAACCAGUCAUUAGGCGGAACGGGUAUCAAGUCGUGGAUUGAAAAGAGCCGGGAUGUGGUUCGGAACGAGGAUAUUGUGGUCUGGCACACUUUUGGCUUCACCCACAAUCCUCGUGUGGAAGACUUCCCAAUCAUGCCGGCCGAGAUUGCUCAAGUACGCCUUGUUCCGUACAAUUUCUGUCUUUAUAUCCCAGCCAUUGAUGUACCCCCAUCCAAUCAAGAUUCCAAUAAGAGCACUGAGUAUAAAGCGCCUGAGGGCUCUCAAUCCUCAGCGCCAUCUGAUUGCUCGGGUACUUGUCGGAGUUAUCUGUGA
This is a messenger RNA of Aspergillus caelatus, 1914 nucleotides long. RefSeq names its product copper amine oxidase. Gene Ontology annotation, molecular function: copper ion binding; primary methylamine oxidase activity; quinone binding. The transcript is spliced from 6 exons. The record is from RefSeq and is a predicted model, not a curated record. The coding region runs from base 1 to 1914 and encodes 637 amino acids. Gene Ontology annotation, biological process: amine metabolic process. NCBI's taxonomy places the organism in Eukaryota, Fungi, Ascomycota, Eurotiomycetes, Eurotiales, Aspergillaceae.